Messenger RNA from Fusarium musae, 1113 nucleotides. RefSeq lists its product as uncharacterized. The record is from RefSeq and is a predicted model, not a curated record. Bases 1 to 1113 code for a protein of 370 amino acids. Lineage: Eukaryota; Fungi; Ascomycota; Sordariomycetes; Hypocreales; Nectriaceae. Gene Ontology annotation, biological process: regulation of transcription by RNA polymerase II; DNA-templated transcription. Gene Ontology annotation, molecular function: zinc ion binding; RNA polymerase II cis-regulatory region sequence-specific DNA binding; DNA-binding transcription factor activity, RNA polymerase II-specific. Gene Ontology annotation, cellular component: chromatin. The transcript has 2 exons.
AUGGUUCCCGACUUGAGGACAGAUCGUGAGAAGGACUGGAAAUCAUUCGCGUACAUCGAGCAGUACAAACGCUUGAUAUUGUUUAUCUUUAUGUGGGAUACGCAGAAUGUCAGCUACUACUCGUUCAUGCCAAGCAUGUCUACCCAGUCUAUUCAAGUAAAUCUCCCUUGCUCCAAGGAGCUUUGGGAGGCCAAGGAUGAAGACACAUGGAAGGCCAUAACUUCCAAGAGUGAUCAUCCGAUGAUCAACACCAUGGUAAAGGACUUUAUUGAGGAUGGGGGAAACAUCUGGUGCGAGACCUUGGACAGCCUAUCUCUGAGUUUUAUCCUGCAUGGCUUGAUGUCAAUGUGCAACGACAUGGUUCACUUUCACAACCAGUCUAUCUACCUUGGUAACGCCGCACAAGGGGACGACAACAACUGGCGCUGUCGGAUGACCGCGGCACUAGAGCUCUGGAAGACAAAGUAUGAUGCCUGCGCUAUGGGAGCAAGGCAAACCAUCGAUGAAGACUCGUCCCUACACGAGUUCCGCCAGGAAAACGUUGCCUUUCUUGCUCUCUAUCACACCGCACAUAUUGUCGUAAAUGCGGAUAUCCGUCAUCUCCAGAUUGCAGCGGGUGCUGAGGCGAUCUUUGGGCACGUUGUAACGAGCACAGAGCGCGAAGAAAGUAUAAGGGCGGUGAGGGAAUGGGUACGAUUAUCUCCAGAAUCGGCUGGUCAUGCUGCGUGGCAUUCCGCACAGAUGAUCCGCGAGGGUCUGCUGAACCUACGGAAUUGGAAGGCUAACGGCAUGUUCCAUUACCCGUGGUGUCUCUACCUCGGGGUAUUAACGACUUGGGCUUUUGUGUAUUUCUCGCAGGAGCAGAAUGAUAAACGUCGAGGUUGCCAUCAUAGCAUUGAUGGCGAGGAUAUUCUCCAGACACAGUCAAAGGCUCUGAUGCACCAGACCAUCUCAAAUAUGGCAUCGUGUACUCCAGCGACUAUUGGGAGGGACCUGCAUAGAUGUUGCCCGCAUGGCUUGGCUAUUGAAGUGGCAAAGUAUCUCAAGACAGUUCGAUGGACUGCUGCCUUUGAAGCGAUGAAGGUCCUUGAGGGCAUCGUGGACAUGGAAUAA